Molecule: messenger RNA, 231 nt
Organism: Saccharomyces cerevisiae S288C
Lineage: Eukaryota; Fungi; Ascomycota; Saccharomycetes; Saccharomycetales; Saccharomycetaceae
Gene: YMR001C-A
Exons: 1
Coding region: 1-231 (76 amino acids)
Source: RefSeq, marked reviewed
AUGAUCUUUGAAUGUACAUCCUUUGAAACAAGGCAUAUCUUGAACAGUUACUCUUGUGCUACUCAACUUUCGUACAAUACAUAUAGAAUCACUGAGAAAGUAAAUCCAAUUCAAGCGGCAGUUUCAAAGAACAAUAAGCCUUUUGUGUCAAAUUCUGAUUCUGCUUUUUUUCCUAUUUUUUCAUCCUUCAAUUUUGUGGCAUAUACUACAUUAACUUUCAAGAAAACUUAA